Messenger RNA from Malania oleifera, 733 nucleotides. RefSeq lists its product as uncharacterized. NCBI's taxonomy places the organism in Eukaryota, Viridiplantae, Streptophyta, Magnoliopsida, Santalales, Ximeniaceae. Gene Ontology annotation, biological process: protein import into mitochondrial matrix; protein insertion into mitochondrial inner membrane. Bases 216 to 440 code for a protein of 74 amino acids. The transcript has 3 exons. The record is from RefSeq and is a predicted model, not a curated record. Gene Ontology annotation, cellular component: TIM23 mitochondrial import inner membrane translocase complex.
GCCUUCUCUCUCUCUCUCUCUCUCUCUCGAUUUUGAUUUUUUUUUUUUUGGUUUUCCUCAAACAAAACAAUAUCCUAGUCUACGGGGAGACAGGAGACGAGCUUGAACAGCCCUAGAGUAGUUCCCAAGUAAACUCGAAGUCUCACAUGCCACCCGCCACUGUUUGAGAACGAGAGAGAGAGAGAGAGAGAGAGAGAGAGAGAGAGAGAGGAAGAAUGGCGAGGGAUAGUUGUCUUGCUCGUGUGACUGCAGGCGUUGCAGUCGGCGGGGCUGUUGGCGGAGCUGUUGGUGCGGUGUAUGGGACUUAUGAGGCAGUCAGGUAUAAGGUACCCGGAUUUUUGAAGAUUAGGUACAUUGGACAGACCACACUUGGCAGUGCAGCCAUAUUUGGUCUUUUCUUGGGCGCAGGAAGCCUAAUACAUUGUGGAAAGUCUUACUAAACUUGUGCUCGAUCUUUACUGAAAAAAAAAAAAAAACACAGUUUAAUUUUGUUCUGCUUGCUGAGGAUUGAUUCGCGUAGGAGAGUAAACUUGCCUUUGGGUGAUAUGAAUGGAGACUGCUGCUUGUAGGUCAUUUUUCCUACAGUGGAAUUCCAUUGUUUUCUUGUUUCUUGUUUUCCCCCUUAUUUCCAGAAACAGGUUCAUGGUGACCAGUGUUUCCCUUUGUUGGUGUUUCCAUUUAUAGUGGAGCUGAGUACAAUUUUUUAAUUUAUUUUAUCAAUUAUUAUAGGCCA